UGGACGAGAAGUUCGUCCUUUUCACCACGUUUUCACCCUAAGAGGUGCUAUUUAUUUAUUUAUUAUUUCUUUCUUUAUUUGGUGAGUCGACCAGUGAAAUCAGUCAACAUUGGACUACGGAUAGAAGGAAGGAUCCUGGCUGAAGGAGGAGGCUGCUAUCAGCCAUGGGGACGGCCAAGAUGAAACAUCUUCGGCCGUUGGUGGUGUGGAUACUUCUAUUCCUGUGUCCAGCCGAAUCCCUCAGAGGGGUCGGGCAUGGAUUGAGGAGAGAAGUAUUCUUCCUGAACCUCGAAGACGGCUACUUCGGCUGCCAGGUGAACGAAUCGACGGACGUGUUGCAGCUCCUCCAGCUGUCCAAGUUGUGCGACGAGCACGUCGAUUGUUACCAGGGCACGGACGAGCAACGUGACAGAUUAAAGUGUACAGGUAAGUUCCUCGCAGCCGAGGAAAACCGGGCGGAAAAGUUGCACGGUCGUGUGAGCAGGCGCGGCGAAUAGGAAAAGAGGCUCUCCUCGCAUGUUCCACGACUCGACUAUGCUACCGUUACGAUCUCCACUGUUUCUUUACGUCAUUCUGUUGUUCCU
Molecule: messenger RNA, 584 nt
Organism: Osmia bicornis bicornis
Lineage: Eukaryota; Metazoa; Arthropoda; Insecta; Hymenoptera; Megachilidae
Exons: 3
Coding region: 165-497 (110 amino acids)
Source: RefSeq, a predicted model, not a curated record